AUGUUUAGAAUACUAAUUAGUUCAACUACAAAAGCAUCUUAAAAAUUAAGCUAAUCGUUCAAUAAAGAUGAAUUAAUAGGACAAUCAUUGAGUCCAAAUUAAAAAACAAAUUAAAGCAUGGGAUAAAAAAAAGUGAAUAAAGCAAUAUAAUAUCAGCAAGAAUUACUAAAAUUAAUGACAAGUCAUAAACAAUUAUCGUCUGGAAAUAAAAAAGAAUAUAUUUCAGAUGUGAUGAGUUAACAAAAGGAAAGUAAGCGAAAUAAUUCUGGUGCAAGUCAACACUAGAAAUAAUAAUCAUCAAACAAAUUGAGUUUUGUUAAUGCAGGAAUUACAAUAAUAGUGAAUCAUGAGAAUCAAUAAAUUAAAUUUAAUAUUGAAUCUUUAAAAACAACAGUAUAGAUAGAAGAAUACUUGAAAUAAGAAAUAAAGAAACAUUGA
Molecule: messenger RNA, 438 nt
Organism: Paramecium tetraurelia
Lineage: Eukaryota; Ciliophora; Oligohymenophorea; Peniculida; Parameciidae
Exons: 1
Source: RefSeq, a predicted model, not a curated record